AUGGAUGGUACUGUGGAAUGUGAUGCAAGUAUAAUGGAUGCAACUACUUUAGGAUAUGGAGCUGUUGGUGCGAUCAAAGGUAUAAAGAAUCCAAUAAAAGUGGCACAUUGUUUGCUGACUGAAGAAAACAAAGGCUUGUUAUCACUUGGAAGAGUUCCCCCAUGUUUUCUAACUGGCGAUGGGGCAUAUACCUGGGCCAAAGAACAUGGAAUUGAAGAAAUUCAUCCAGAUAAAAUGAUCACAGAGAAUGCAUUGUCAUCCUUUAAGAAAUACAGACAAAAACUACUUACAUGUACUAAAAGAGACUGUGCAUCCACUGGAAAUGUGCAUAAAAAGAGGAAAACAGAUAUGGUGUGUAUAGAUAAUGAGCUUUUGGACACAGUUGGAGCUAUAUCUAUUGAUUGUCAUGGCAACAUUAGUAGUGCUGUUUCUAGUGGAGGUAUAUCACUAAAACAACCUGGUAGAGUAGGACAGGCAGCAGUGUAUGGAUGUGGUUGCUGGGCAAUGAAGUUAUCAACUACAUCAGUGGCUUCAAGUACAACAGGUUGUGGAGAACACCUAUUGAAGACAAUGCUGGCAAGAAAAUGUGUUGAAUCAGCACUGGGUAGUGAAUGUUUAGAUCAAGCCAUCAGGAAAGUGUUUCAGUGUGAUUUUCUAGGCAAGUCAUGUCUGAUUAUUUCCUAUUACAUUGAUUUGUAAAGUUUAGAGUAGUACAGAUGUGAUACAUGAGAUGUGGAAUGACAGUCUUAAAGCAUUCACAAAAUUAAUAUUCAAAAUAAAUGAUAUAUGGAACUCAAGGUCAAGAGUGAUCUCAAGU
Messenger RNA from Saccoglossus kowalevskii, 817 nucleotides. RefSeq names its product threonine aspartase 1-like. NCBI's taxonomy places the organism in Eukaryota, Metazoa, Hemichordata, Enteropneusta, Harrimaniidae. Gene Ontology annotation, biological process: protein maturation. Gene Ontology annotation, molecular function: threonine-type endopeptidase activity. Gene Ontology annotation, cellular component: cytoplasm. The record is from RefSeq and is a predicted model, not a curated record.